Marmota flaviventris (yellow-bellied marmot) is the source of this 1813-nucleotide messenger RNA. RefSeq names its product sclerostin domain containing 1 (gene Sostdc1). Gene Ontology annotation, molecular function: BMP binding. The record is from RefSeq and is a predicted model, not a curated record. NCBI's taxonomy places the organism in Eukaryota, Metazoa, Chordata, Mammalia, Rodentia, Sciuridae. Gene Ontology annotation, biological process: negative regulation of Wnt signaling pathway; negative regulation of BMP signaling pathway.
AGGGAUCCCACCCCUUCUCUGUGUUUUCACUCUGAAGCCCUAUACAACUUUACACCUGAAUGAACGCCAAACCUCUGUGGAUAUAUAAAGGGAACCUUGAGGAGGAAUUUCACAGCUACAGUGCAGAAGCAGAGGGACAGGAACAAACCAGCUCUCCAGUCAAGCAGAUCCUCUACUCACCAUGCUUCCUCCUGCCAUUCAUUUCUAUCUCAUUCCCCUUGCAUGCAUCCUAAUGAAAAGCUGUUUGGCUUUUAAAAAUGAUGCCACAGAAAUCCUUUAUUCACAUGUAGUUAAACCUGUUCCAGUACACCCCAGCAGCAACAGCACGUUGAAUCAAGCCAGAAAUGGAGGCAGGCAUUUCAGUAACACUGGACUGGAUCGAAACAGUCGGGUUCAAGUAGGUUGCCGGGAGCUUCGUUCCACCAAAUACAUCUCUGAUGGCCAGUGCACCAGUAUCAGCCCUCUGAAGGAGCUGGUAUGUGCUGGUGAGUGCUUGCCUCUGCCAGUGCUUCCUAACUGGAUUGGAGGAGGGUAUGGAACAAAAUACUGGAGCAGGAGGAGCUCCCAGGAGUGGAGGUGUGUUAAUGACAAAACACGCACCCAGAGAAUCCAGCUGCAAUGUCAAGAUGGCAGCACACGCACCUACAAAAUCACUGUGGUCACUGCCUGCAAAUGCAAGAGGUACACCCGGCAGCACAAUGAGUCCAGUCACAACUUUGAGAGUGUGUCGCCUGCCAAACCAGCCCAGCAUCACAGAGAGCGGAAAAGAGCAAGCAAAUCCAGCAAGCACAGCAUGAGUUAGAACUCAUACUCUCAGACUGAACUGCCUAGGAACCAUCUGCUUUACAGAUUUGAUUGCUUGGAAGACUCAAGCCUGCCAUUGCUAUUUUCUCACUCGAAAGUAUAUGCUUUCUGCUUUGAUAGAGCCCAGAAAACUGUCCUAAGUAUCAGGACCUUCUCUGGGAAUUGCUUUUCCUUUUCAAGUUCUUCAAGAUAUAUGUAUGUUCAUGAGUGCAAUUUGCAUUUAAAUCCCACACAUCCUGUAGUUUUAAUUCCCCAUACUUUUUAAAACUAUUGACACAAUAUACACCCCUAAACCCGAAUCAUUAUAUCCUAAAAGUGAAAAAAGGCUCUUUCACUCUCCAUUCCCUAACCUAUCUCUACCCUUUCCAAACAAAAAUCCCUUCAAAACAGAAAAGUUUUUUUUUUUUUUUAAGUUGUUGCCAUGAAUCUUCCCAGUAACAUUUCAGAAAGGUGCUUUUUUAGUAAUUUUCAGGGGAACAAUUUAGCAGGCAGAAGAGAUUUUCUUUUGAAAGAAAGAGAAAGAACUUGUGACAUUUCACUUCAAAAAUAAGCCCUCUAGCUUUUUACAGUCUCAUAGUAUGAAAUUAUACCUUGCAUGCUGACCCUCGCUUGGAAUGGAAUGCCAGAAAUGCAUGGCAGCAGCUAAUAAGUAAAGCUGAUUAACUAUUUAUUUGUCAAUGUUAUUAUUUAAUGAGCUCUCACAUGUGAUUUUUUUCAAAAUGUUAAUUUUUUUAUGUUUUAAAGCUUUUUCAUGUACCUAAAUAUUUUCCUAUAUGAUUUGUGGUUGAUCUAGAUAUAUGAAAUUACAUGUAGAUAUGUAAAAUAAAUAUUUUAGUCUCCUUAUUACAUAUGUGUUUCAUCAUGAACUUUAUCAAACAUGGAUCUUUGAAAUCACUAAGAUGCUUUGUAAAAUUGAAAUAUGUAGUACUUUAGUCUGUGCAAUCAGAAGGUGAAUUGACCUUCAAUUCUAUUAGUUUCUUUUAACAAAAAUAAACACUGCCAAAAGUUA